AUUACCUGCCAACGCUGACUGACUAUCCAGAAUAACAAACGUUGCCGUUUACGAAUAUAUGUACCUAUAUAGACACACGCGAGUAGUAGUUCGCACCAUUCUCGCACCAUUCUUGCAUUCGUUUACGCGCUAGGGAUUUCUUGGUCAAAUAAGCUUUGUGUCCCGCUAUCUGCAUCAAUUAGAGGAGUAAAAUAACUGAAUAAUAUAUAACACAAACAGCAAUCAAAGAGUAAGGUACAUAGAUGGGCAGGGAGAUUAGCAGGCCAGUCAGGGUGAGGGAGAGCAGGAAAAGGGAUGAGUCGCUGUUGACUCGAAUGGUCAAUGCUAUCUUUGCUUUUGUAAAAUAUGCAGAAUUUGAAAUAUUCUUCCUGUUCUUCUUCCUGGUUGCGUUUAUCAUCUUCAAAGAUCUCACAUCGAGGCCAGAAUACAAUCAAAUUCUUGUGAAGAAGCAUGGUGGUGUGGACUUCUGGGCUUUCUAGAAAGCCACUGGAAGGGUGAUGUCCUGCAAAAUUUUUCUUUACUUAUAGAAUGUUCUUUUAUCGAACUUUCUGUGAAAAUCUGUGUAAUUUCAUAUGAACAAUUUUUAUGUGUGUAAUUUCAUAUGAACAAUCUAUUUUCCUGUAAGAAUCACACUUUGACUUAUUUUUAUAGAAAACAUUUUGUUUCUGCUGCA
Ricinus communis (castor bean) is the source of this 673-nucleotide messenger RNA. RefSeq lists its product as uncharacterized. The coding region runs from base 243 to 479 and encodes 78 amino acids. The transcript has 2 exons. Lineage: Eukaryota; Viridiplantae; Streptophyta; Magnoliopsida; Malpighiales; Euphorbiaceae. The record is from RefSeq and is a predicted model, not a curated record.